CUCGCUUUUGUAUAGCCACUCAGUCGUUUCAUCAUAUUUUCACUCUUUCUAUCAUCAUAUUAGACUUUGGGGCGUAAAAGAUAAUGAGUAAGUGCUGAGCUGGCGAUGGGCGCAGGCAUCACCGCAUGGCUGGUAGUGCUCGGAUCAUGGUGUAUCCUUUUCUGUAGCAUCGGUACAUUCCAGAAGUACUCCCCCAUCACGAUAUCCUGGAUUCCCUCGCUGCAGGUCUUCAUGUUUGGCAUGGGUCCCAUCGUCGGAAAGCUAUAUGAUCUCUUCGGCGCAUUGCUCCACGUCUUUAGCCUGAUGAUGGCCUCUCUGGACACAAAAUACUACCAGCUUCUCCUUUCGCAAGGCCCCGCGAUGGGGUUCCGUCGGCGUGGCGCCGCGUACGGGAUUGUCUCGACGGGGUCAAGAGUAUCGGGGGUGUGGGUGCUCCCGAUUAUGGUGAGUCGGUUGAUGGGGAGUGUCGGGUAUGCGUGGACGGAUGCGCAUCGGGGCGUUUUGCGCGCACGCGGGACGAGGACGGGUAAGAAAAUGAGUCGGGAGAGUUUGGUGAGGCCCUUUCGCGAGGUGAAGAUGGUGCUUCUGGUGUUGGGGGUUUAUGUGUUUGACGCGGUGGAUGCGGGGAUGACUGCUGCGCUGGCGCAGCAACUCGUUGCGAUACUUAACGCGGGGAGUCUGCUGGGGCGCUUGUCGGCGGGGGUGUGCUCCGAUCGGGUCGGGACGUAUAACAUCUUCGUCUGUGUGGUCUUUCUGGCUGGGGUGGUGGUCCUGGGCCUGUGGAUUCCGGCCGCGGGGAAUGCGGCGAUCAUCGUCUUUGCGGUUGUGUUUGGGUUUACGAACACCGGCGCGUAUGUCAGUCUUGCACCGGCGCUGGUGGAGAUUGGGUACCGCACGGGGUUGAUGUUUCUGUUCGCGUCUGUUGGUGGGCUGACGACGAGUCCGAUUGGGGGGAUGCCAUUCUGCAGCGUCUUCUCGGGUGUGAUGUUGCUGGUUGGGACGGAGUUUGUGAUGGCGGCGAGGGUGGUCAGAACGGGGUGGGUGCUGAAAGCCAAACUUUAG
This is a messenger RNA of Aspergillus novofumigatus IBT 16806, 1062 nucleotides long. RefSeq lists its product as uncharacterized. The record is from RefSeq and is a predicted model, not a curated record. Gene Ontology annotation, cellular component: fungal-type vacuole membrane. Lineage: Eukaryota; Fungi; Ascomycota; Eurotiomycetes; Eurotiales; Aspergillaceae. Bases 106 to 1062 code for a protein of 318 amino acids. The transcript is spliced from 11 exons.